ACUUAAAUAAUUUGCAAGGUUGAUCGGAGUCAGCGGUCUGUCUACAUAAAUACUCGCUUCAGCAAGACCCAAACCUAGCUACCAAGACACUCCUCAACUUAAGGUCUCAAGGUGUGCUCAAGUAAACCAAAGAUGUCACUUGAUCGAGAGCCUAUGAUGCUACUGUCCCAGAAGCUCGCCGGCGGCUACCAUCUCAACGCCCAACUCCAAGCACUGCUCGGCCGCCCCCUGGAUAGCCGCCGCCAGGAGGAGGCCAUGGCGUUCAGCCAAGAGCUCUCGCGAGUGUUCAUGGAGUCCAUGUCCGUGCUGAAGCAUGCGAACAGUGACAGAUUGGACGUGGUGAGGACGGCGCCGGAGAUCAUAAUGACUGGCAAUAGCACUGCCUUCAGCGCUCCUACCAAGGAUAAACGCAUCAGUGGACAAGAUGCUACUCCCCUCAAGAGGAGUAGAGAGGAGGAGGAGGUUACGAGGAAGGAGAUCACAACCUCGCCACACAAGGAUGGAUACCAGUGGAGAAAAUACGGUCAAAAGAACAUUCAGAACUGCCUUUUCCCAAGGUACUACUACAGAUGCAACCGUGAUCGGUGCUGCGCAGCGAAGAAGAAAGUGCAGCAGCAGGAUAACGGCAGCGCCUGCAGCGACGGUCCAAUGUUUGAGGUCACUUACGUGAACGAGCACACAUGCCAUGCAUUACCUUCCAACGAUCACACUGCUAGGAUAACGUCGCCCAAGACCACGAGCCACGCCCUCGGAGUCGUGGACUCCUCAAGAAAUGGCUCGUCUGAUCUGAUGUUUCCCCACAUCGGCGGCGGCAGCGUCGACGAGAACGAGGCCAUCGUCUCGUGCCUCGCGACGGUCAUCAGCGGAACCGCGCCGUCGCCGCGGCCGCCAGCCGAAGCGGGUGCAAGUGACCCGCCAGCGUACGUGCCACCGGGCAGCAGCAUGGCGGACGAAAUGAUGGUUGGCAUUGGUUUUUCGUGCGAUCCGUUGUCGUUUUGCCCCGGGGGGGCAGCCGAGUUGUUCGACCACUGCGACAUGCACAUGGAUGUGCCCCGGACCAUGGACACGGUGUGGCCGCGGCACACUUGAGGUGCUUGGCGUUUAAAUUGACUGCGUCCACAUUUGGGGGACAGCCAUGUUUCGCAAAGCAUACAGUGCAUGGAAGCUGCUGCGUGCAGGGCCAUGUCGAUCAUAGAUUCAUAGGUAGCUAGUGAUAGUGACAAGCGAUUAUUUGAGACAAGAUGGGUAAGCUGCCAGAAGUUGCUCGGCCAGAUCAAGCCGGCAGAAAAACAGUCGGUGUUGACUAGUGUCUAAUGAGUAUAUGUGUGUGAGAGAGAGGAGCUGUUGUGUGUUUUGUAACCACCAUUCAUGGGAAGUAAAUUC
This is a messenger RNA of Phragmites australis (common reed), 1383 nucleotides long. RefSeq names its product WRKY DNA-binding transcription factor 70-like. NCBI's taxonomy places the organism in Eukaryota, Viridiplantae, Streptophyta, Magnoliopsida, Poales, Poaceae. The record is from RefSeq and is a predicted model, not a curated record. The transcript is spliced from 3 exons. Gene Ontology annotation, biological process: regulation of DNA-templated transcription. Gene Ontology annotation, molecular function: DNA-binding transcription factor activity; sequence-specific DNA binding. The coding region runs from base 133 to 1089 and encodes 318 amino acids.